AUGAGUGAAUCGGAAAGGGAUGAAAUGCAAUGCAGUAUAUGUCAGGACAUACUCCGGAACCCAGUGGUGGCCCCCUGUUGUCUGCAGAUGUUUUGCGAGCAGUGUAUCAAUGAAUGGCUUAAUACGGAAACUACCUGUCCACACGACAGAAAAGUACUAAAUAUUGAUAGUUUAACCAGGCCACCAAGACUUUAA
Oppiella nova is the source of this 195-nucleotide messenger RNA. The record is from the annotation of a GenBank genome assembly. Lineage: Eukaryota; Metazoa; Arthropoda; Arachnida; Sarcoptiformes; Oppiidae.